AUGAGAUACAUUCUUGGACCUCUGGCAUUGGCCUUCCUCGUGCCAGGCAUCUUAGCCACGCAAUGUUGCAACUCGUCUUCUGUGGAUGGGAGUGUGGAUUUGACUGUUCGGACACGUACAGGAGUGUACACCGGCGUGAUCGAGGAUCAGUACCCUAAUACGCGAAUUUUCAAGUCGAUCGCCUUUGCAGAACCCCCCGUGGCCUCGCAGAGAUGGCUCCCUCCUGCUAAGCUCCCCAACUCCACGACGCAUCAUACCACGUACCAUUAUCCGCCUUCCUGUCCGCAGUUCAUAUCGUCCACGACCUCCCUGUGGAACCAAUAUCUAGGCGAGGGCGACGAAAUCUACAAUGGAGACCAAGGGUAUAGCUCUGGCCUCGUGGGAGAAGCGACAUCCGAAGACUGUUUGUACCUUGCCGUUUGGACGCCAGCUAAUGCUACGGCUGCAUCAAAGCUCCCAGUGCUGUUUUUCAUGACUGGUGGGGCUUUUACCACUGGCGGCAUCAACAUCGGAUGGCAGAAGCCUACCAAUUGGGUUGAGCGUACCCAAGAACACAUUGUGGUGACCAUCAAUUACCGGGUAAACAUCUUUGGCUGGCCCAAUGCGCGGGGUCUCACAGAGCAGAACUUGGGAAUCAUGGAUCAACGAGCUGCGCUGGAAUGGGUGUAUGAGAACAUCGAGCAGUUCGGUGGUGAUCGCUCCAAGAUUGUGCAAUGGGGCCAGUCGGCUGGAUCCCAAAGCGUCGACUUCCACUCUUAUGCCUACUACGACAACCCACUCGUGCGUGGGUACUUUAUGCAGUCGGGCACGGCAUUGAAGUCUCUGGGCUUCUCCGACUACGAGCAGACCAACUUCACGUACGUUGCCAAGCAGUUUGGUUGUGACUUCCCGUGUGACGCAGCGGCUGAGCUGGAGUGUAUGCGGCAAAUUCCUUAUGCGCAAAUUUCGAACUUCAUCGGUCAGUAUUCGGACAAUGGGACCGAACCCGCUCUGAGUUUCAGUGUUGUACCCGACGACCGCCUGAUCUUCAGCGAUUAUCCCGCCCGCUCAGCUGCUGGGAAGAUCGCUCGCCGGCCCGCCAUCAUCUCGAACUGCGCCAACGAAUAUGCUUCCUUGAUCACGUAUCCAAUGAACAACCUCACCGCUGGUCCGGACCCGGCUGCGGUCUUGGAGGGUGAUUUGACCGAUUGGAUGUGUCCCACGGCUAACUCGACGCUCCUCCGCAAUCAGCAGAACAUCCCGGUCUACCGGUACCAAAAUGCCGGACAGUAUCCGAACCUGAACCCAUUCCACUGGCUCGGUGCAUACCAUGCCAGUGACUUGCCGAUGAACUUUGGCACCUAUCCCAUCCAGGAGUACUUGGGAAACAGCACCGCCUUCGAAGCCGAGGUCAGCCAGGCCAUGCAAGAUCACAUCUUCGCCUUCCUGAAGGAUCCCUUGAACGGGCCACACUCUGUGGGAUGGGAGCCAAUCAAUGCUUCGACGCAGUCGGGCGGCAAAGUCAUUCGAUUCGGUGCCGAUGGCAAGGCAGUUCAACAGGUGGACCUCAUUGAGAUUGACGGACCGUGUCGGGGCAUCGGCAGAUAUAAUCAGUUUCCAUAA
Messenger RNA from Aspergillus sclerotioniger CBS 115572, 1602 nucleotides. RefSeq names its product alpha/beta-hydrolase. The transcript has a single exon. Bases 1 to 1602 code for a protein of 533 amino acids. Lineage: Eukaryota; Fungi; Ascomycota; Eurotiomycetes; Eurotiales; Aspergillaceae. The record is from RefSeq and is a predicted model, not a curated record.